UAUGGUUACAAUAAAGAUCGUCAUUCUAACGAUUUAGCUUCGAGAAAUCUCGGUAUUCAACUUACCGCAAAGUGUCACAUAAAAUACCUGGGUAUGUUACAUCCCGCUUCUUGGUACCUGGGAGGGUAUAUU
This is a messenger RNA of Diversispora eburnea, 132 nucleotides long. NCBI's taxonomy places the organism in Eukaryota, Fungi, Glomeromycota, Glomeromycetes, Diversisporales, Diversisporaceae. The record is from the annotation of a GenBank genome assembly.